UGUAAGCAUUGGAAUUAUCAUACUUUCUCAAACAGGAGCAACAAGAAAAGAUGAAGACAGAUAGGAAAUUACUCGUACUUAUAUUUGUUUCUUUAUUAGUAAGGAAUAAUUUUGUAGCAUCGAGCAUACCGAUUAGAUAUAAUAUGCGGAGAAAUUACGCCGACUUGAAAAUAUAGACAAGCACAUGAUAUAUAUAGGUAGGUACCUACCUACUCAAACGCUCGUAACAUCAUAUUAUGGCAAUAAAGCUGAACAGCGAUCGAAAGAGAGAGAAUAUAAUUUAUCGGUACAUUCACAAAGAUCAAGUGUACAUAAUACUACAUCGCUCAAGUGCUAGCAAUAUGUAUCUUAUCUUCUGUACACUCAGAAUUGUAGAAUGAACGCAGAACAGAGCUACUCGAAACGAAAAAUAAAUUUCAGUUACGUCGGUAUAUUCAUUCGUUUCUUUUCUUAAAAAAGUGAAAAAGUGAACCCAAAACGAAAAUGUGGGUGUUCGUGGUUCAGGUAUUGCUUAGUUUAACACUUUUAAUAAUUUACUUUGGCCUGAAAUAUCAUUACAAUCACUGGAAGCGUAAACAGAUUCCAUAUGUGGCUUCUAAUGUACUCGAUCUUGAUUGGUAUAAUUUACCAGAGGUCAAAUACUACUCGCAGAUUUAUCAUCGCUUGGAAGGUCAUAAAUUUGGAGGAUUUUAUCAUAAAUUUGUUCCCAAGUUGAUGGUUCGCGAUCCGGAACUCGUUAAGCGUAUUUUAAUCAAAGAUUUCGAUUACUUUUAUAAACGUGGAGGCUCGGUGAUUUAUGAUGAAAAGGAACCUCUCACUAUGCAUUUGUUUGACGCUUAUGGACCAUUUUGGAAAAAACUAAGAAUCAAAUUAACACCAACUUUCACUUCCGGAAAGAUGAAAUACAUGUUCAGUUUGGUGGAAGAAUGUGCCAAAGAGUUGAACGAAAAAAUGGAAGAACAAACUAGAAUCGACGACGCAAUUGACGUGAAAGAGUACACUCUUCGAUACACCAUCGAAGUAAUAUCUUCGUGCGCUUUCGGCCUGAAAGCUCGUACUAUUCAAGAUGGCAGCUCGAUAUUCAGAUCAAUGGCCUUGAGCAUUUUUGAUAGCAGUUUACCAAAAAGACUAUUAGCGAAUAUCGCCGCAGUAUUCCCUUGGGUGAAAAAAAUUCUCGGAUUAUAUUUAUCCGACAAAUUGGCAAUAGACUUUUUUUAUAAACUCACUAAAGAUUUGGUUCAGUAUCGCAGAAAUAAUUCCGUAAGCAGAAAUGACUUUUUCCAGUUGUUACUCAAUAUGAGAGAUGAUGAUCAACAAGAAGGUCAGAAGAAAGGUGGAGAUAACUUAGCAAUGACCGAUGAACUCAUGGCAGCGCAGUGCUUCCUAUUCUUUAUCGCUGGGUUUGAUACGUCCAAUCUCGUACUGAGUGGAGCUUUAUUCGAACUGGCUCUCCAGACAGACAUACAGAAAAAACUUCAAGACGAAAUCGACGAGUUCUUGCAAAAAUACGAUGAUGAAAUUACCUACGAAAUGGUCAAAAGCAUGCCAUAUUUGAAUCUAGUGGUUUCAGAAGCGUUGAGGAAAUUCCCAGUAUUCGGAGGUUUGAGUAGAACCUGCGUUAGAGAUUAUCAAAUACCAAAUACCGAAGUGGUAAUCGAAAAGGGUACCGAAGUGUAUAUUCCUAUUGCCGGGUUACAUUCAGAUCCUCUGUAUUUUCCGAAUCCUGAGCUAUUCGAUCCAGAUCGAUUCAAAGAUUUUGAAAGUUAUCCCGGUCGCGAUGCGUAUCUGCCCUUUGGAGAUGGUCCUAAGAAUUGUAUCGGAUCAAGAUUUGGACAAAUGACUGUUAAAUUGGCUUUGGUAUAUUUGCUUCGGGAUUUCAAUUUCGAACCGUGCUCGAUGACCCGGAUUCCUUUAGAAUAUAAACCUUUCAGAGUUGUAACCUCGGUUAAUCACGAGAUAUUUUUAAAAUGUAGUAAAAGAUGAAUACUC
Molecule: messenger RNA, 1989 nt
Organism: Planococcus citri (citrus mealybug)
Lineage: Eukaryota; Metazoa; Arthropoda; Insecta; Hemiptera; Pseudococcidae
Product: cytochrome P450 6k1-like
Exons: 5
Coding region: 484-1983 (499 amino acids)
Molecular function (GO): monooxygenase activity; heme binding; oxidoreductase activity, acting on paired donors, with incorporation or reduction of molecular oxygen
Source: RefSeq, a predicted model, not a curated record